Molecule: messenger RNA, 2647 nt
Organism: Dipodomys ordii (Ord's kangaroo rat)
Lineage: Eukaryota; Metazoa; Chordata; Mammalia; Rodentia; Heteromyidae
Gene: Ccdc134
Product: coiled-coil domain containing 134
Exons: 7
Coding region: 86-769 (227 amino acids)
Source: RefSeq, a predicted model, not a curated record
GCGGCUGCCCGCGGUCUCUAGGAGCGGUUAGCCGGUGCUCCGCUGUUCCACGCGUCUCGCGCUAGCCUGCUCCACGGUCUUAGAUAUGGACUUUCUUCAGUUUUUAGCCUGUCUCUUUCUCCUGCUGUCUGGAACAGACACCACAGGCACCCUGAAGCCCUUGAACCCAAGCCUCAAGAUUUAUAAGAAAAUGUUUGAAGUGAAACGUCGGGAGCAGUUGUCAGCACUGAAGAACCUGGUGCAGCUGAAUGAUGUUCACCAGCAAUACAAGAUCCUCGACAUCAUGCUUAAAGGACUUUUUAAGGUGCUGGAGGAUUCCAGGACAGUACUCAUUGCUGCUGAUGUACUUCCAGAUGGGCCUUUCCCCCAGGAUGAGAAGCUGAAGGAUGCUUUCUCCCAUGUGGUGGAAAACACGGCGUUCUUCGGCGAUGUGGUGCUGCGUUUUCCCAAGAUUGUGCACCAUUACUUUGACCACAACUCCAACUGGAACCUGCUCAUCCGCUGGGGCAUCAGCUUCUGUAACCAGACAGGUGUCUUUGACCAGGGACCCCACUCACCUAUCCUGAGCCUGAUGGCCCAGGAGCUGGGGAUCAGCGAGAAGGACUCCAAUUUCCAGAACCCAUUUAAAGUAGGCCGCGCAGAGUUCGUGCCCAGCACUGACUCUUUCCAGAAGGCCCUGAGGGAAGAAGAAAAACGCCGGAAGAAAGAGGAGAAGCGGAAAGAGAUCCGAAAAGGUCCAAGGAUCUCAAGAUCCCAGUCUGAGUUGUAGUCCUGGGGCAUCUCAGAGCUCAGGGAACCAACAGGAGGCCAUUCUGGAGGAAGAGGUGAUGGCCAUGUGGCUGCUGAAUUCGGUGUAGUAUCAUCGAUCGACCUUGAGGGUGAGAACCUGCCACUGCCAGAUGGGGACACCACCACCUUUACUGGGUCAUCAGGAGCUAAGUUGAGCUCUGACCCAAGAGACUCAGUCUCAGGGGGUCUAGUUUUCCUCCUAGGGCCUCCUGAGAAGGGGCUUUGAAGGGACCUUUAGAAGACACUGUGCUACAGACACAACCUUGUGGAGACUACUAAAGGAGGGAGGUGGUAAUCAUGACCUGGGCUCCUGGUAGGUGACAGCUGGUAUCUGGCUGGCUACCACCCUUUGUGCGGAAGCAAAGAACCAUGCCUUGAGGUGAAGUACAAACACCUGUAGCUGAGUUCCCAGCCAGCCCUCUACAGAGACACAAUAAAAGCCAGCACAUGCUUUGGCCCUACCAAGGUUGGUGAGGGGACCAGGGGACCCCUGGGAGUCUUGAGACCAGCCUGGAGGAUGUUCUUGCUUCUUUAGGAGGAGCCCCAAGCUGUGAGCAUUAGAGAUGCAAGGAUGGGGCUUAGGAGCCAGUGUUAAGGGGAUCCCAGAAGUGUCCUGGGAGGGUGUUUAUUUCAAGACACAACAUGAUCUCUGACUUGAGCUAUCUGGGACAAUCAUCCAGCAGGCACAAGGAACAAUCACCUUGUCCUCUCCAGCAGUGGAACCUACUGAAUGGGACAAGCUACUGAAGGCUGUGCUUUGCAAUGGCAGGGCUGCCCUGAACCAGACAUGCCAGUGAGUGCCUCGCAGGAGGUAUACGCAAGCAGGGGUGCCAUGGCCAAGGGACAAUGAAGUUACAGGAGUUAGGCCAAGUGGGCAGCGUGGUGUCUGUGGACCUCAGUGAGGUUAGAAGCCAUUCAUUCCCAACCCUCCCAAGCAAGAAGGGAGGGACUUCAGAGGAAUUCUUUGACCUUGCUGAACACAGGUCUGCUUCUUAAAGGUCCAGACAACUUCUCAUAUACACAUACACAUGCACACCCCUACACACUCACAACUUACCUCCUCUCAGUUCCCAGAUAAGACCUGAAUCUUUUUGCCCUUCAGCCUUGCUGACUGACAUUGAGCCACUCUUCCUUAUCAGUGCUGUGGCUUCAUUGGUGAAAUGAUGAUGUCAAAAUCCCCUAGCCUGUUCCCUUGAAGCUAGCCUUCCUCCUUGCCAGAGGAGGGCUAGGUCCUAGGAAGGCCUCCUGAAAAACCUAGAACAUCAUGCAGCCCAUCAAUCAUUUGGGAGAAGUCAGGAGACUAGAAGCAGCUGGGAGGAGGGUUGGAGAAGCUUUCCUCUCAGAACUGCCUAUCAGCCAUCGGAUCUGGGAGUAGCUACCUGUGACUCCCAGUUUGGGAGUCCAGACUGUCCCUGGGCUGAAAGAGCUGAACUCCUUUCCCAGCUCUGUCCCCUUUGGGUUGUGUGGCUGGCCCCAGUCAAUUCCCAUGAAGACUGUAUGAGACUAGUUUUUGUGAGCCACUGAAUCAGUGAGAUUCACUAGCCAGCGAUUUAACACCUGUCUUGGUACUCCUGGGUGGUCACCCUAGGUUCUUCUCCGUCCCCUUCUUGCUGGAGAGUGGUUGUGGUUGCUGAUUGCUGGGAAAGUGCUUCCUCCAACUGGGAGAAGAGCUUUUCAAGAACCAGGCCUAGUUGACAGUGGACCCAGCUUUCUUGGGAGUGAUGAGUGUAAGGUAUAUUACAUAGGUAGGCUUCAUUAGGUAGCCAAUGAAGAGAACACUAAGCGCUAUUCAGGUAGGAAAAGAAGUUUGUUUACCAAACUGCUGCCCCACCCGGGCAUAGUAGAGAGGCUUGGCCGA